Serendipita indica DSM 11827 is the source of this 705-nucleotide messenger RNA. NCBI's taxonomy places the organism in Eukaryota, Fungi, Basidiomycota, Agaricomycetes, Sebacinales, Serendipitaceae. The record is from the annotation of a GenBank genome assembly.
AUGGUUCUGUCCAUAGAUGUUGCCUACCUUGUAAACACAAAUCAAAUCAGCGAGGAAGAUGCCACCUUUAUCUUGUCCAAAGUGCCACUCGCGACGGAUCCAUCCGCGUCCACCUUGCAACCUUCCUUUCAAGCGCUCUCCAUCUCUGAAGCAUCCUCCAACACGCCGCCCACCAACGGCAUCAGAUACAGUCCCGAACGAAUCCAGAUCCCCGUCGAGAACGUCCGUGAUGGACGACGACCGGUCCCUAAACCCCCCGUGGUAAACACGUUCCAAGCUCGUGCACUGUGGGACUACAAUCUCGAUAAUGAACAUCCAGAGGAUUUGUCGUUUUGGCACGACGACGUGAUCGAAGUUGAUGAGCGCUCGACCGAAAAGAAUGCAGACUGGUGGACCGGCACCGUCCGCGGUCGCUCAGGUCUGUUCCCGAGCACCUAUGUCGAACGCAUCACACACAUGGUUCCACCGACUCCACCCCCCAUGAUUAUCAAGGGUUCCCGUCCGAGUUCUGAAGUCUCCGCACCGACGUACACACCCUACCGCUCCACACACGCCGCGCUCAAUGCAUCAACUGGUCUUGGUGGGACGAGUGGAGGGCCGAAUGCGAUUGGACUCCAACCUGCGCAACACGACCCAGCAAAGCGGGCCAGAUACGAACAUCUCAAGACGACGGUGCGUAUUCCAACUGGUCCUCCCGGACCUUGA